This is a messenger RNA of Linepithema humile (Argentine ant), 1526 nucleotides long. The record is from RefSeq and is a predicted model, not a curated record. NCBI's taxonomy places the organism in Eukaryota, Metazoa, Arthropoda, Insecta, Hymenoptera, Formicidae.
UGACCGCUGAGAUUGGUAGAACUUUAUCAAGAGUCUUUGGAUCGUUGGAGUUGGCAGGAUUUGAUUAGAUAUAUUUUUUUUAUCUUUACUGUGUUCGGGAAAUGUAAAGAAUUUGUUUUCAAAAAUGACUGACUCUAAGACUAGAAAGCAUAAGGUUUCCAAAAAGACAAAGAAAUCAUGGAGGAAAUAUGUGGAUAUCAAAGAUGUAGAUGCUUUUCUGGAGGACAAGAGAUUAGAAGAGCGAUUAGGUGUUUUCUCAGAAUACUCAAAUUCUCAGCUGUUUAUUGUAGAUAACACUGCUAAUACAAUCGAGAGUGGCACAACUUCUAAACAUGCAACUAGAUUGGCCUUAAAAACUAAAGAACUAAAAUGCUUUGCAUCUUUAAAACCACAUACACUAGUUCCUGAUCCAAUUUCUGUAAGAAAUCGAGUGAAAACUAAGGAGGAACGUGUAAACUUUAUAUUACGGCAAUGUAGAGCGGAGAGAAAAAAUGUUCUUAAAUUGAAAGAAAAAGAAGCAUUGAAGAAUAAAGUGCUUGCAAAGACUGCUGCAGCAAAUUGUCCUGAGAAAGGAGAGAUUAAAAGCGAUAUAUGGGACAGUACAACUGACUUAUUACCAAAACCAAUUACUAAUUGGAUGUCUGCAGAUGGCAUUCGACAUACAAUCAAACAUUUAGGAGUACAAAAAAGAAAAUUACCUUCAUCGUUGCUUAAAAAGUCAUCCGUUUUACCUGCAGUGGAGAAUCCACAUCCAGGUACAUCUUAUAAUCCAUCAUAUUCUGAUCAUCAAAAGUUAUUACAUGAAGCUGCUGAAAAAGAAGUAGAAUUUAUAAAGCAACAACAGCAUUUGGACAGGGUCACAACUAGAAUGUUCAAAAAGAUUCCAGUAAAUAAACGAGAGGAAUAUCUGAUAAAAGAAAUGUCAGAAGGUUUACCAACAAAGAAUCAAUUUGCAACAAAUUUAAAUUCUACUGAGGAUCACAAUGAAGAAAAUUUAUCUGUCGCAACAGCAAACAAUAAACCUGUCAAAAAUACAAAGAAGACAUUAGUGCAGAGAAGAAAGCAACGAGAGCAGAAGCAAGCAAGUAAUGAACUUUCAUUGAUCAAACUGGAAAAGAAAAAACUUUCUGAUAUAUACAAGCUGAGGAUUCUGCAAAAGCAGAUAGAGGCCAAAGAAAAAAAACAAGAGAUUUUACGACAAAAACGAAUAAAGAAUGAAGAGAAAAAAUCCAUUUUACCGAAAACAUUGAGUAAGACAAAAUUUGAGCCCUUGGAUCUCGAUUUCCGGCUUGCGGAAGAAUUGACUGGCAAUUUGAGAAAUUGUAAAUCCUCUACGAAUUUACUGAAAGAUCGAUACAAAUCGCUUCAACAGCGAAACAUGGUUGCUCCAGCUGUUAUAAAACUGACGCGAGAUAAAGCAAAGGUGAAAAAAUUUGUGAAACCAGAUCAUAAAAUAAAUAUGGAUGACAUCAAACUAAAAUAAGGAAUGUACAAUAUCUAUCUCUGUGCUGCUAUACUUUUUUUUU